Messenger RNA from Lotus japonicus, 2695 nucleotides. RefSeq names its product protein ALTERED PHOSPHATE STARVATION RESPONSE 1. The transcript has 4 exons. The record is from RefSeq and is a predicted model, not a curated record. Bases 342 to 2252 code for a protein of 636 amino acids. NCBI's taxonomy places the organism in Eukaryota, Viridiplantae, Streptophyta, Magnoliopsida, Fabales, Fabaceae.
CUGGCUCUGAGCACAAAGCAACAUCUCAGAACAGUACCACUACUUCCCAGUCCCACUGUUUUCUCUUACUCCAUUGUUGCUCCUCCAACACUUGAUAGAUUCAUUCACACAAAACACAACCCCAACCUUAACUAAACUGCAUUGUCUUGUCUUCACUCUUUCCAGAUGAGUUUCUGAUGCAACCACAAAACAUGCAAGUGUUAGAGGAAAUGGGUUAGUACAGAGUUCGAGGCAUUCAAAUGGGGUCAAACUCAAAGAGUUAGCACAGUGAAAGUCAAAAAACCCAAAAGCUUUAUUCCUCUGUUUGGUUUCCAAGGUAAGAAGAAGAAGAACGAACGAAAAUGGGUUGCUGUCAUUCCAGCAUUGACAGGGAAGAAACGGUGUCGCAUUGCAAGGCCAGGAAGCGUUACAUGAAGCAGAUGGUGCAAGCAAGGCACGCUUUUGCUGCAGCUCAUGUCAUGUACAUUCGAUCUCUCCGUGCAACUGGCUCUGCUCUGUUUCAGUUUGCAAAUGCUGAAACUACCCUCCUCCGCCAUAACCACCAUCUCCCGCCGGAGCCUCAGCCCAUUCUCCCACCGCCUCCGCCGAGAGCUCCGACCCCGAUGCGACCUCCUCCGCCUCCGAUGAGUCCGAGUUCGUAUACAUGGACAUCUGGGACUGCUUCCCCUGCUCUUCCUCCCCCUCCGCCGCCGAUGGCUUCCUCCGGUUGGGAUUUCUGGGACCCGUUCAUGCAGCCUCCGCCUCCGCCUUCUUCGAGGUCGGCGACAGAGGAGGAGUGGGAGGCGACUACCACAACUGGCUCUGAGGUGGUGGCUAUGGGGAGAGGUGCGGCAGCGAAUAUGGUGGCUCCGGCGUCUGUGUCUGGAGGAGGGUUUUCCAAGGAGACCUCGAGUGAGCUUGCAGUGGUGGUGUCAAGGAACAACAAAGAUCUUGUUGAGGUUAUCAAAGAGCUUGAUGAUUACUUUCUCAAAGCUGCUGAUGCUGGUGCUCAGGUCUCAAUGCUCCUACAAGUUCCAACCUCUGGUUUUUCCGAUCACAGUAAAGGAGGUAAAGUGUAUGGCUAUGGAUGGAGCCUGAAUCCAUCUGUGUGGGCAUGGGGUUCUAGUCCUAAACUGAAUGGAUUUGGCAAACUGGCAGAGACUUCUAUUUCUGUUGGGAAUUUUGGGGCUAAUGGUGCUGGAAGUGGUGGCCACUGCUCCACUGUGGAGAGGCUCUAUGCAUGGGAGAAGAAAUUGUACCAAGAGGUUAAGAGUGCUAAGACUGCAAAGAUGGAGCAUGAGAAGAAGGUAGCAUUUUUAAGGAAGCUAGAGAUGAAAAGAGCUGACUAUGUGAAGACAGAGAAGACGAAGAAAGAAGUGGAGAAAUUAGAAUCACAAAUGAUGGUUGCUUCUCAGGCCAUCGAAAGCACAUCUGCUGAAAUUGUUAAAUUAAGGGAGAUAGAGCUCUACCCUCAACUCAUUGAGCUUGUGAAAGGAUUGAUGUGCAUGUGGAGAAGCAUGUAUGAGUGUCAUCAAGUCCAAAAACACAUAGUUCAACAGCUGGAAUACCUCAAUACCAUACCAUCAAAUAACCCCACUACUGAGAUUCACAGGCAGUCAACUCUUCAGCUGGAGCUUGAAGUACAGCAAUGGCACCAUUCCUUUUGCAACCUCUUCAAGGCCCACCGGGACUACAUCCAGUCUCUCACAGGCUGGCUAAGGCUCAGCCUUUUCCAGUUUAGCCGAAACCCUCUUAGCAAAACCUCAGAGGAGUCAAAGAUAUACUCUCUCUGCGAAGAAUGGCACCUUGCUGUUGAUCGUAUUCCGGACAAGGUGGCAUCUGAAGGAAUUAAAAGCUUGCUGACAGUUAUUCAUGCCAUUGUGGUUCAACAGACAGAGGAGCAUAAACAAAAGAAGAGAUCAGAUUAUGCAUUUAAAGAGUUUGAGAAGAAGGUGGUACAGCUUCGAUCCCUGGAGUGCAAGUAUGGUCCUUACUCCGUGCCGGAAACCAUAAGAAGAACCAAGGACCCUGUUGCUGAGAAACGUGCAAAGGUGGAAAGUUUGAGGGGAAAGGCAGAGGAAGAAAAGAGCAAAUAUGAGAAGUCAGUGAGUGUUACAAGGGCAAUGACACUGAAUAACCUUCAAAUGGGUUGCCCGCAUGUUUUUCAAGGGAUUGUGGGGUUUUCAAGUGUGUGCAUGGAGGUUUUUGAAUCUGUAUACAACAAAGCUAAAGCCACAGAACAGAACCAUGAUGUUAAGAGAAUAAUGCCAUAGAACUGACCUGGAUCUGUAUAGAUGAUCACCCUUGCCUAUUAUCUGUAGAUUAUAUUUACAACUAGGAAUACCAUGAACCAUGAUACUUGACAUCAUGCAACUCCACUGAUAUGGAGGAUGAGUGAAAAUUUGUUUUUUUUUUUCCUUUUUAGGGGGUAGGGGGUGUGAAACUCAGUUAAGUUUCGGUGUAGAAUCUAAUUCAACAAAGGAAGCACAAGCUGCCAACCUUGCAAGGCAUGGGCACUGGAAAGCAUUAGCCUGAAGUUUCACUUGGUUUCGUUAUGUUCCUGAUGAUAUAUUUACAUUUAGUUAAGAGAAUUGGAUAUUAAGAUGAGUGAAAUGUUUGUAAGGUUGUGUCUUUCAAGUUUUUAAUUUUGGCUCAAAAUCUAUUGUUCUUAUAAUUUUGAUUUAGGUGUGGUUAAGAUCAAAAGCUCUUCCCAAAA